Schistocerca cancellata (South American locust) is the source of this 933-nucleotide messenger RNA. RefSeq lists its product as uncharacterized. The transcript has 2 exons. Bases 1 to 933 code for a protein of 310 amino acids. NCBI's taxonomy places the organism in Eukaryota, Metazoa, Arthropoda, Insecta, Orthoptera, Acrididae. The record is from RefSeq and is a predicted model, not a curated record.
AUGUUGUUUCUGUCGUGGCAGUCGUCACAGGUGUUCAUGGUGACAGUGGACAUGGAGGCGGCGCAGACAGCUCCUCUCCUCUGCCGGCUACUCCUGGGUUCGACUCUCCGCAGUCCAGAAACGUCAGAGCUGCGCCACUUCUGUCGCCUGACUAAGGCAAGGAGACUAAGGCAAGGAGACGAAGGCAAGGAGACGAAGGCAAGGAGACGAAGGCAAGGAGACGAAGGCAAGGAGACGAAGGCAAGGAGACGAAGGCAAGGAGACGAAGGCAAGGAGACGAAGGCAAGGAGACGAAGGCAAGGAGACGAAGGCAAGGAGACGAAGGCAAGGAGACGAAGGCAAGGAGACGAAGGCAAGGAGACGAAGGCAAGGAGACGAAGGCAAGGAGACGAAGGCAAGGAGACGAAGGCAAGGAGACGAAGGCAAGGAGACGAAGGCAAGGAGACGAAGGCAAGGAGACGAAGGCAAGGAGACGAAGGCAAGGAGACGAAGGCAAGGAGACGAAGGCAAGGAGACGAAGGCAAGGAGACGAAGGCAAGGAGACGAAGGCAAGGAGACGAAGGCAAGGAGACGAAGGCAAGGAGACGAAGGCAAGGAGACGAAGGCAAGGAGACGAAGGCAAGGAGACGAAGGCAAGGAGACGAAGGCAAGGAGACGAAGGCAAGGAGACGAAGGCAAGGAGACGAAGGCAAGGAGACGAAGGCAAGGAGACGAAGGCAAGGAGACGAAGGCAAGGAGACGAAGGCAAGGAGACGAAGGCAAGGAGACGAAGGCAAGGAGACGAAGGCAAGGAGACGAAGGCAAGGAGACGAAGGCAAGGAGACGAAGGCAAGGAGACGAAGGCAAGGAGACGAAGGCAAGGAGACGAAGGCAAGGAGACGAAGGCAAGGAGACGAAGGCAAUGAGACGAAGGCAAUGAGACGAAGGCAAUGA